AUUACCGACCUCUCCCUCUCUCUCAUAUAAUAAAACUGCUUUCGUUCCUCCCUCUACAAUUCACCCCUCAAUUCUCUCGCAACCAAAGCCACUCUCCCUUCCUUCUCUUCCUCUCUCUCUACAAAAACCUGAAUUUUCUCUCUCUAAAAUUAUACAUAUAAAUAUAUAUAGCGAUAUAUACAAAGUAUCGUUGAAAGAUGGCUCAGAGGACAGAGAAAGAGGAGACCGAGUUCAAGGUUGUACCUGAAACUAUAACCCUCUGCGUCAACAACUGUGGCGUCACCGGCAAUCCCGCCACCAAAAACAUGUGCCAGAAGUGCUUCAACGCCACCACCACCACCACCGUCAUCACCUCCUCCUCCUCCUCCGCCGUCGUUUCCGGUGGCGUGAUAGCCUCUCGAGGAGGUAAAAGUCCUAGAUCCAGCUCGUUGCGGUCGCCGGAGAGGUCGUCAGAUGCGGCAGAGACGAGUCCGGAUCUGACGGCACGGGAACGGAUGGAGACGGAUGAUGGUGCGAAGGAGGCCACGGUGGCGACAGCGGCGGCGAAGAGGGCCGUGAAUCGGUGCUCCGGAUGCAGGAGGAAGGUAGGGUUGACCGGAUUCCGGUGCCGGUGCGGCGACCUGUUCUGCUCGGAGCAUCGGUACUCCGACCGACACGACUGCAGCUACGAUUACAAGGCGGCCGGUCGCGAGGCGAUCGCGAGGGAGAAUCCAGUGGUGAAAGCUGCGAAGAUUGUUAGGGUUUGAAUCAAUCAACAACACAUGUAUGAAAUUGAAAGUUAAAUUAAAUUUCAAAUUCAAAUGAUUUGGAAAUGAAACAUGUGAGAGAGAUCGGACUAGAUCUCUUGUCGUAGGGCUUUCUAGAGAGAAAGAGAGAUUUGUUGAAGAAUUAUUUGAAGAUAUUAUGAUGAAACUCUCUCUUCUUGUUUGUUCCUGUUCGAUCAAUCUAUUUCAUGAUGUAUUUGAAUUUUAUUUUUGUUGUAA
Cornus florida is the source of this 983-nucleotide messenger RNA. RefSeq names its product zinc finger A20 and AN1 domain-containing stress-associated protein 5-like. Lineage: Eukaryota; Viridiplantae; Streptophyta; Magnoliopsida; Cornales; Cornaceae. Gene Ontology annotation, molecular function: ubiquitin-protein transferase activity; DNA binding; zinc ion binding. The transcript has a single exon. The record is from RefSeq and is a predicted model, not a curated record. Gene Ontology annotation, biological process: protein ubiquitination. Bases 198 to 746 code for a protein of 182 amino acids.